AUUUCAUUUACUUUUGGUUCGAUGGCAGACAUUUUUAUGUGUAUGAAUUAAUCGAUUAGUUUUAAUGGCAUUUGGUGCGGUGUACAUUUUUUUCACACCAACAGUUCUUUGAGAAUGGAAAGCAUUCCAGAAAUAGAUGCGUCACCCACUGUGGACAGCGAAGAUAAAAACAAACAUGUUUGUCUAAAAGAACAAAAGGAACAGCAUAAUUUGGAUCGUUCUCAAACUCACCCAAAACACCUUGUACAAAGUGAGGAACACGAAGGAUCAUUGUCAGGAUAUGGAUGGUCUCACGAUCCAAGUGAGGUCGUACAAUGUUCAAAUAUCUCCGAAGGUAAAACACUUGCGAACGUUGGCUCAACAGAAGACCGACAAGCAUCUGUAAAUACUUCUGGAGAACACCCUGGUCGAAUAUUAUCUGAACCGUCUUUAAACCCAGAAACCUUUUUUGUGCAAGGAAAUUCAGAUAACUCGGCAUUACGAACACAGAAUGCAGAUAGAUACCCUACUGCUUUAUCAGAGGACACAGGAACUAUAACCAACACAUAUGGAUGUAAUACAGAGAAAAUUAGCAAGAAAACAUGGAAAGCAAUUAAAAUAUUUGUUCUUGACGUAGAACAAACAUUUAUAACUAGCAAUAAAUGGCUACAGUUCUCAGAGGCAAUUGGAUAUGAUAUGAGUGUUGAAAGGUAG
Messenger RNA from Mytilus californianus (California mussel), 693 nucleotides. RefSeq lists its product as uncharacterized. NCBI's taxonomy places the organism in Eukaryota, Metazoa, Mollusca, Bivalvia, Mytilida, Mytilidae. The record is from RefSeq and is a predicted model, not a curated record. The transcript has 7 exons. Bases 115 to 693 code for a protein of 192 amino acids.